UUGUCCCCAUUAAUUCAGGGAAUUCUGGGAAUUGACGAACCGACGCAGGCGCGGAUCCAAGCUUUCGCUCGACGUGCCGCUAGCUAGUUUCGUGGCUGCAAACAAGAUAGCUUUUCUCGACCAAAUUCAACUUUGUCAAAAAUGUCGUUUUGUUUUAAUUUCGACGUGAAUGCAGCUACAAAUCCGGACGACGUGGAAGGGAAUGCACCGUUGAACGACAAGAUUGGCAUUGUUUCCAAACCCGCGAAUGACACUGGCAACUCAGCAGUAGCAGUAAAAGAGGCCAAAGAGCACUUUCCACCUUCUAAUCCUCUGCACCUCCUCGAUGACGCCAUCUGUGAAACCCUCAACAUCGGCACUCUUCCUCCCCUGCACUUCCUCAAUGAGACUGUUUUCGAGAAGACAGUCCGCGAGAGGGAGGACGCAGAGAACGUUCUGUCCCGCACGGCCGAGCAGAGGUCUGACCUAAUCUCGGGAGUCUACGAGGGCGGGCUGAAGGUGUGGGAGUGCACAUACGACCUCCUAGAGGUAAUCGAGAGGGAAGGCGAGACGUUCGGUGGCAAGGCCGUCUUGGAUCUCGGCUGUGGCGCCGGGCUCUUGGGGAUUUUGUCCUUGAAAGGAGGAGCCAGGAAAGUCCAUUUCCAAGACUACAACAGUACAGUGAUUGAGCAGCUCACUGUGUCUAAUGUUCUUCUCAAUUGCCAAGAUGAUGACAGUGAUAAUGACGACGACGGAAAAAGAAAGGGUAAAGGAACAUCUGACAAGGAAGAAGAUUGUGAAGUAAACCCAAAAUAUGCCAGAAGGGAUGCGUUACUGCCAAGGUGCCAGUUCUUCUCUGGCGACUGGCGCACUUUUCUUACUUUGGCCUCGAGUCAGGCCGCUCCAUUGAAAUACGACAUUAUCAUGACUUCAGAGACGAUUUACAACACGGCUUAUUAUCCCGCGCUACAUGACACCCUCCACAAACUUUUGGCACCGCACGGACAUGUCUACGUGGCCACCAAGGCCCACUACUUUGGCGUGGGUGGCGGUCUGCACCUGUUUGAGGCUUUUGUGGCACAGAGGGGGGUUUUCACAGUCAAUCACCUGUGGGAGAGCAAAGAUGGACUUCAGAGACAUGUUGUUGUCCUGCGUUUUAAAAAAACAUAGCACUAGCUCAAGGGUUAAUAAACUACUUCACCGUAAAAGAAAUACGAAUUACUAUUGUUCACAAGUUUAUAGAUCAGGAGUGAUUAGAAAUUGUGACUGAUGGAAUGUUGCAGAAAUGACCAUCUGAAAUGUACCGUAUUUUCCGCACUACAAGGCGCACCUUAAAGCCUUUAAUUUUCUCAAAAGCGGACGGAUCAAUAUUGAGUCUGUAUUGCAACUCCAUCUAAUGGAUGCAUAACGUAACCCCAGCCUCUACUGUAGCGUCUAUUCUAUGCGGCUUAUAUAUGGAAAAACGUCUUUAAAUAGGCCAUUCAUUGAAGGUGCGCCUUAUAAUGCGGUGCGGAAAAUAUGGUAAUCAGUUUCAGAUAUUUAUAAGAGUAGUUAAUCCAUCCAUUUUCUUUUGCUGCUUAUCCUCACGGGGGUCGCGGGGAGUGCUGGGAGCCUAUCCCAGCUGUCAACGGGCAGGAGGCGGGCUACACCCUGAAUUGGUUGCCAGCCAAUCGCAGGCCAAUUUUAGAGUGUCCAAUUAAUGCAUGUUUUUGGGAUGUGGGAGGAAACCGGAGUGCCCAGAGAAAACCCACCCAGGCACGGAGGAGAACAUGCAAACUCCAAACAUGGGAUUGAACUUAGGUCCUCAGAACUGUGAGGCCAACGCUUUACCAGCUGCUCCACCGUGCUGCCUAUUUACAAGAGUAGUGUUCAAUGUUAUUUACUGUAUCUUAUUCCCACUUUGUUAAAUCAUUAACAAUCGGUGUCUUUGCAAAUACGGCUAUCCUUAUGAAUGAUUCAAGAAAAUUAGUCGGUACAGAACUGUAUAUAAAAAAAUUGGUCGCCGUUAGCAAUAAUCAGCACCCAUGAAGUUGCUUUCAGUUUCGAGAAGGUUGGUUACCCAUUGUCUUGGCAUCAUCAAUGUAGUUAAAAAAAAAAAAAAGAGAGAAAAGUAAUGAUUUUCAUCCAGUAAUAAGGACUUUUUGUAAGUGACCCUCCAAUUUUCGAAACUGUGUGGCUAUAAAUACAAUCGUGUGUUUGAAUGAACAACAUGAAAUUGUCUGGCUGACCCCAAAUUUUCGGACGGCGGAGUAUGCCGCAAAUGACUAUCUUUAAUGUGGCACUUACUUGACAGUAAGUUGUGCAAGUAAUCAUGACCAUGUGAGGAGCUGUGACCUUCCACGACUGACGAUAGUGAUAUGGAUCAUCUUGAAGUUUCAAACCCACAAUGAGCCUCACCUAUACCUGUCAUACGUCUAAUUUUAAAUAAGUAAAUCCAGCAAAAAUAGUGGCAAGUGCAUGACAUCUGUUAUGAAUUUUACAUAUAUUUUUGAAAGGAUGAAAAUUAAUGGACUGACAAGUAUGCUGUGUGUGUUGAUAAGCAAAUUGUGUCUCAUCCCUGAGUCAACAUGGUUACUUUUUUUUUUUUAUCAUACUUCCUCCCU
Messenger RNA from Syngnathoides biaculeatus (alligator pipefish), 2582 nucleotides. It is a transcript of the gene mettl18, whose product is annotated as methyltransferase 18, RPL3 N3-histidine. Gene Ontology annotation, molecular function: protein-L-histidine N-tele-methyltransferase activity. Lineage: Eukaryota; Metazoa; Chordata; Actinopteri; Syngnathiformes; Syngnathidae. Gene Ontology annotation, biological process: peptidyl-histidine methylation, to form tele-methylhistidine. The record is from RefSeq and is a predicted model, not a curated record. The transcript is spliced from 2 exons. Bases 142 to 1149 code for a protein of 335 amino acids.